AUGAUGCCUAAGAUCUUUGCACCUGUUUACCUGUUAGCCUUCCUCCUCGUCCUCCUCCAGUGUUCAAAGACAGUCACAGAUGCCCCCAUCAGUCCUGGAAUGUGGCUAUGCCAGCUGGCCCCCAGGUGUGGGGAUCGUAUCUACAACCCUUUGAAGUAGUGCUGUGAUGAUGACACCAUCCUGCUUCUGAACCGGACUCGUCUUUGUGGCCCUAACUGUACCUUCUGGCCCUGCUUUGAACUCUGUUGUCCUGAGUCCUUUGGACCUCAGAAGAAGUUUGUUGUGAAGUUGAAGACUAUGGGUAUGAAAUCCAAGUGCUCCUCCUCUCCCAUCUCCAGGAACUGCCCCAGGUAA
This is a messenger RNA of Hipposideros armiger (great roundleaf bat), 354 nucleotides long. RefSeq names its product IGF like family member 3 (gene IGFL3). Lineage: Eukaryota; Metazoa; Chordata; Mammalia; Chiroptera; Hipposideridae. Gene Ontology annotation, molecular function: signaling receptor binding. The transcript has 3 exons. The record is from RefSeq and is a predicted model, not a curated record.